AUGGAAAAUUACAAUAAUGAAUAUUUGGAUCAAGUACCAAAUAAUAAUGAAGAGAUAGAUAAUGAGUUGGUUAGUCAACCUAGCAUACGUGGACCCGGACAUCAAGUGACCGAAGAUGAUUUAGCUACCGCUCAGGCAGUUGCAGAAGCAGCAUUGGCAGAACAACAAAAUCAACCAGGAAAUGCUUUUAAUAACGUCGGACAAGGUUUAGUUUCGACCCAUAGAGACAACAUGAUCCGAUAUUGGCAAGAAACUAUUGAUGCUAUUGAAAAUGAAGAACAUGAUUUCAAAAACCAUCAAUUACCAUUAGCUAGAAUUAAGAAAGUAAUGAAAACUGAUGAAGAUGUUAAGAUGAUAAGUGCUGAAGCACCAAUUUUAUUUGCCAAAGGUUGUGAUAUUUUCAUCACCGAAUUAACCAUGAGAGCUUGGAUCCAUGCUGAAGAAAAUAAAAGAAGAACUUUACAAAAAUCCGACAUCGCUGCUGCUUUAACUAAAAGUGAUAUGUUUGAUUUCUUGAUCGAUAUUGUUCCAAGGGAUGAAGAAAAACCUAAAAAGAGUAAGCCAAAAAAUGUUGAAUAUCAAAAUUAUCAAAAUUAUCAAAAUUAUGAAAACUUUCAAUAA
This is a messenger RNA of Yamadazyma jaroonii, 621 nucleotides long. Lineage: Eukaryota; Fungi; Ascomycota; Pichiomycetes; Serinales; Debaryomycetaceae. The record is from the annotation of a GenBank genome assembly.